UGGUCUAGGCCGGGCAUGCGCAGUUCCCCCGGCUUGGCAGUUGCUCAGAUCGCACCAGCUCCGCGCCCGCGCUGGGUGUGUGAGGCGGCGGGAGGAAGGCCGAGGGCGAACAUGGCGGACGGGAGCGGCGCCGGGGCGGCCUCGUCGUCGCUGAAGGGGCUUCGCGAGCAGAUGGUUGCUGCAGCUCAGGCAUUAGCAGAAGAAAGAAGAACCCAAAGUGGCAGUAGUCCUGUCCCAAUUCAGUCUCCAGUUAGCACAAAAUCAUCAACUAAGCCAGUGAUAGAUGGCUCCAUGUUGAAAUCAGAAGAGAGGCAAAGACUAGCCAGAGAACGCAGAGAAGAGCGAGAGAAACAAUACGCUGCCAAAGAAACCCAAAUACUGGAGAAGGAGAAAAAGGCAAGGCUCCAAUAUGAAAAGCAAAUGGAGGAAAAGCAGAAAAGGCUGAAGGAGCAGAAGUUGAAAGAGCAACAAAGAAGAGCAGCGGUAGAGGAGAAGAGGAAGCAAAAGAUCGAGGAGGAGAAGGAGCGUUACGAGGCCGUGGUGCACCGUACCUUGGAGCGAAGCCAGCGCCUGGAGACCAGGCAGAAGAGGUGGUCCUGGGGCGGUUCUGUAACAGAUUCGGAUGGGAGGACGGAUCUUCCAACUACAGCUGAAGCCAACAAGCACUCUACUUCCGCAGCAAACCUCAAGCAAGUUGAUCCUGUCAUCAAUAAGCGCCUUUCUACUUCAGCCGCGCUCCUUAAUUCUGCCAGCAAAGGUUCAACUAAACGAAGUGCUUCAUUAAACAGAUUGAAUAACAAAGUUCCUCUGAAUUCUGAGCAGCCAGUGUCCAAAGACUUGCAGGUGGAGCAAAAAGGAGACGCAGAAAAGAAGAGGAGUUCCUCCCUGAGUAGAAUGAGCAGUAAACCCCAGUCUUCUCCUGAAUUAGAAAAUGUGCAAAAGGAAGACAAAACAGCUCGCCGUUCCCAGUUCAGCCCACUGGAGAGUAACGUGAUCAGCCGCCUGCUCGCCCCCACCCAGGCCUCCUUAGCUAGGAGCAAAAGUGCUGCCGCUUUAUCGGCUGAUGGCAAAGAUCCCUCAGAAUCUCCCCUCUGUCCUCGUUCAGCUUCCAACAGCUCCCUUGGCUCCCCUGCCUACAUCCCCAAAGUGCCUCUCCGCAGCCGCAGCAUUGACCGCUUGAAGGUGGCCGCCUCGUCCUCAGAGAACCUUUCUCCAGAAUCUGCACAGAAGCCGGAGGCAGCAAAGCCAUCCACUUCUUCCAUUGGGCGGCGUGCCCCUUCGCCCUCCCUGCCUGGCUCCAGACGGUCCCUUUCUCCUGCGAAUGUGGGCAAACGCCCUCCGUCCCCAGCGACAAGACAAAAGCCUCAUCCAAAUUCACCGAAUGUCUUAAGGCAACAGACGUCUUCUGUCCCGGUCCCAAAACCGGUCCCGAUACAGCGCCCGUCGCUCACUCCGAAUGUGCUAAACAUUACCAAAAAGAGAGCAGACCUGGAGCCCAAACCAAAGGAGCGAGUGGUGGACCCCGCGGGGCAAGAACAGAGCCCCUUACCACACGCCUCAGAGAAGGAAAGCCCUGCCACAGCUCCAAAGACCAAAGAAGAUACUAGCAGCAAAACCGCUCCGGGGACCACAACGGCCGAAGAAGCAGCAAGGAUCUUAGCAGAGAAACGCCGGCUGGCGCGGGAGCAACGGGAGCGCGAAGACCAAGAAAGAGUCCAGAGAGAAGAAGAGGAAAGGGUCAGAAAAAAAGAAAUGGCCAAGAAGGCGCUUGAGGAGCAGGCCCAAGAGGAAGAGGCACUCCGAGGACUGGAAGCAGCGAGGCGAGUGGAGGAGGAGGAACAACAAAGGCUGGCCGAGAAGGAAAGAGUUCAGAGGGAACAGGAAGAGCAGGAAAAGCAGGCUGAACUUCAGCUACAGCGGGAAGAAGCUGAAGCAAAGGCCCUGGAAGAGGCUGAAAAGCAGCGUCAAGAACGGGAGCGAAUCAUGCAGCAGAACAUGCAGGAGAGACUGGAGAGGAAAAAGAGAAUUGAAGAAAUCAUGAAGAGAACUCGGAAGGCAGAGCAGAACGAAGCCAAGAAUGAAGAUAAAUCAAACGAGGAAGAUGAGUAUGUUGAAGAAGAGGACGAGCUGGGCCUUGAAAAGCAAGAUCAACCUGAGAAGGCAAAGUAUGACUCCUCUUCUCUCGAAGAUGGUCCAGAGAUAGAGCACAGUUUUGCUUCCUUCCAAGACGAAUCCAAAAUGGAAGCGGAUGAUGUCUUUGUCAAUGGGGACCGGUUGGAGGGAGUCGAUCGGAGGAAUGGAGAUGGGAGUUCCUUGUAUUGCCCUCCAACAAUAGAAGCCAGCCCUCCAGCAAAAGAUGCAAUUAUUGGGAACUCGGGAAUCUUGGAUAUCAACGAAGCCGACCACUCGGUAGGAUUCCUCUCCAACCUGAAUGGGAAACCUUCGGCGUGGAAUUUUGAGGAGAUCAUCGAUCUCGACCUUCACCCCAAGACAACCAGGAUCAGUUCAGAGAGCCUCGCUGCUGAGAUAUCCUCCCAGAACUGUAGGGAUGCUGCGGCAACUGCAGUGCCUGGCAGCCCCAGGCUGGCCUUUGAGGAGGAAAGUGCCACGAAUCCCUUGACCAAACCCAUAGAGGCGGCAUCAGGUAAUAUACACUGACCGGGGAGCUUGCCGCCUUCUGCCUGCCUUCCUUCCUCGGUUCAGUUCAGAAACCAAAUCUCCACUUAGUUUUAACUUGGCAGGCAUUGUUUUUGUAAAGAGCAAGGGAAUGCAGGGAAGGAUGCUCCAAAUCGAGCGGAAAAUAGGGAGUUAGUCCCUUCCAUUCUCUGCUGCAACUCAAGCAAUAUGUGUUGUCCCUGGUUCCCCCCUUGCCUCACGAAUUGACUCUACGGUUAGGAUGUUUGGUUCAGGGGCCUUCCUUCCUUCCUUCCUGGUGGAAUGUCACCCCUCACCCCAACCCUUGGCUAAACUGCCCUCUUCUUCCUCAAUCCGAGAAAGAGAACACUUUGAAACAUAUAUUGUCUGGAAAGCACUGUGUUGUAUCUGGUUUGCUGCACAAAAUGAAACCCGCUUUGUGCGCGCCUCUUCGGUGCUAAGCCCUGAAGUGUCAGUUUCAUCCUAAUGUUUAGCAGGAGGGCCCUAAAACAGGGUUCCCUCUCCCUUUUGAACAGAACUGUGAACACUAGAACCCUGGAAGGCUCCUGACCGGCACUUUGGGACAUUCAGGGUUUCCACAAGUCAUGAAGGCCUUGUUUUUGAGCUACUUGUGGACCUGUUUUUGGUCCAUGUUUCGAGCAAAAAAAAAAAGAAGGAUAAACUCUCUUCCCCAUCAGAGCUUUGCACUUUGAGACCUUUUCAGGAAGACUCUUGCUGUUGCUCUGUGACAUGGAUUCAUUUAACCAGGUUUUAAAAAAAUAACACUUUCUAAUGAAAUGUUCGUUAAAACUUGCCAGUGCCUCUUUGUUUCCUGUUGGGGUGAAAGACAAGACUUCUCCUAGAUGCGAUUCUAAUGCAUAUUACUAGUAUAUUAUUAUCUUAAUCACUACAGGAGGCAGUUUUUACAGAGAAAGCUGGAUCGAAAUAGCGGAGAAUGCCCAGAUAUAGUUGUUUUUCCAGUCACGUUGUCUGUAGCAUAAACUUGAUAGGAUAUUCUCUAACAAACCUUGAAAGGAUUCGCUCUGACAAGUUGGAAAAGGCAGAAAUUACCCACAAGACUUGGAGUUCCAUGGCCCUGUGGUUGAUACCACCAUGACCUCCUUCUGGUGCACCAUGGGCCCUGCAACACAUGUGUCGAUUAGUCUUGUCAGUGUGAAUAUACAAUAGGGACUUCCUAUACAAAUUGUACAGGAGGGCUGUCAAAGGCAAGACCCCCCAACUCAAUUAUUCUCUUAAGUGUUUGGGAGGCUAUAUAUUUAUCUUAAACUCACCUAAGCCAUUUCGACAAAUGGUCUUUAACCAAACUACUUAAUUUUUAAAGAAUGGAUCCAAAUAUGUGCUGAGCAAACAGGGCACCUUGACGUCGAUUGGUUGGCCUCUCUGUACCCAUUCGCUUGUUCAUCUCCUGCACAUUUUGCCCAACCCAUGAAUUAAUGCUGUUUUCAUCCGUUUUGUUUGAACUCCUUCUUUUGAGAGAAACGCAUACACACAUGACAUGUAUUUAAGUUGCUCUUUCACACCUUGUAAGUAUUAUUUGUGUGUGUAUGUGUACAUAAAACCAGUAUUAGACCCUUGAUGUUGUGUGUUUUGUUCCGUUCUGUUUUGUCCUUGUUGGUUGUAUCCUUGGGCGCGCUUUCUCUUGGCCUUCAAGGCCGUUGUUGAGCAACCUGCGUAGCCUUAACUCCCCCUGACUUGAUCUCGCAUGAAGGAAUGGGCUGUGGAAGCGUUGUGUUGGUUCUCAGGCCCCAAACGGUUCGGUGUCCUUUUUCAAAGAGCUGUUUUUUCACUAAGCACUAAGCUGCUGCCCUGUUUUCUACUUCCUAGUGCAAACACUUGCACUGGAGCCAUGUUCCUAUUCCCAAGUCAUUUGGGAAUGACUUGGGAACAGGUCCUUUCCCCUUCUUGUUGCGGUUGUUGUCCUCCACCCUUCCCUUUGUACGCUUUGCUGUUUCCAAAUGUUUUAGGACGUUUAGAGCAGUGCCUUAGGUUUCGACAAAACAGGGGUAUUUUUGUAUGCUAGCUCUUUCUUUCUGCCAGAGACAAUCAUUCAAACAAGCAUGACGCUCCGGAUAUUAGUUUUGUUUUGUUUUGUUUUUCUAUGCAAAACUGAUGCCUGUUCAAUGCUUGGUUACAGCUUAUAUGUAAAUACAUGAUGCACUGUUAAAUAAACUUUGCAACUGAAA
Anolis sagrei ordinatus is the source of this 4838-nucleotide messenger RNA. It is a transcript of the gene MAP7D3, whose product is annotated as MAP7 domain containing 3. Gene Ontology annotation, cellular component: microtubule cytoskeleton. Gene Ontology annotation, biological process: microtubule cytoskeleton organization. The record is from RefSeq and is a predicted model, not a curated record. NCBI's taxonomy places the organism in Eukaryota, Metazoa, Chordata, Lepidosauria, Squamata, Anolidae.